GCUGAAGAAAAAUUUUCUUUUAAAGACAAAUACAAAUAUCAACUGAAGGAAAAUCAAGUCUUUCGGCCGCAUGUAUGCAAAUUUCAAAGAUUUCUUGCAACAAUUGUUGAUUUGCUUCCAAAUGCACGCCGAAAUGAUGAACUUGUACAAAUCAUCAGAAUCGUAGGGCGUCAACAUUGUGAAAUUAAAACAAUGAGCUUUACUGCGGAAAAAUGGUUGGCUUUCAAAAAUGUUCUAUCAGUAUUAACCGAAAACACCGGCGAGGUUGAGUUUAAUUUUAUUUCACAUUAUUUUCUCACUAUUUCACUUUAUUUUAGAUUUAUGAAUUUCGUGCGACUGACAAAUGCUCACCAAACUCGCAUUUUAAGUGAAAAAUUAUGA
This is a messenger RNA of Dracunculus medinensis (Guinea worm), 381 nucleotides long. The record is from the annotation of a GenBank genome assembly. Lineage: Eukaryota; Metazoa; Nematoda; Chromadorea; Rhabditida; Dracunculidae.